UGAGGGUUCCUCAGGACAAGGGUAUAAGAGGGGGUCGAUGUGAAAGCAUUUUUUUCCCAUAAAACCUCAGGUUACUGGUUUCUCCACUGUAGCAUUCAGUUGGAGUGUGUCUCGUGUGAGAGGGGAGAUUUUGUCUUCACAGUGUGUGUUUGAGAGAGAGGAGAUUUCGUCUUCACAGUGUGUGUUUGAGAGGAGAUUUCGUCUUCACAGUGUGCGUUUGAGAGAGAGGAGAUUUCGUCUUCACAGUGUGUGUUUGAGAGAGAGGAGAUUUCGUCUUCACAGUGUGUGUUUGAGAGGAGAUUUCGUCUUCACAGUGUGUGUUUGAGAGAGAGAAGAUUUCUCCGAUUUUGUCAGUCAACAUGGAUCGUCUGGAUAGAAGGCUGGCCAUGACUCUUCUCCUCUUCUCAUUCAUCUCGUUCUCCACUCAGAAAACCUCAAUCUCCUGGUGUGUAGUGUCGGAGGCAGAGGAGCAGAAGUGUCUGGAUCUGGCUGGGAGUGCUACAGCCCGGAAUAUCAGAGGAACGCUGCUGUGCGUCCGUGGCCAGAGUCCCACAGACUGCAUGGAGAAGAUCAAGAAUGGUACAGCGGAUGCAGCAGCCAUGUUUGCUGAUGAUAUCUACACAGCUGGCUGGUGCUUUGGACUAGAACUGGCUGCUGGAGAGUCUUACAAUGGAGUGGAUGGUAUCAGCUACUAUGUUGUAGCUCUGGCUCGUCGCUCCUCCAGUGACCUGUCCCUGUUGGAGAUGCAUGAACGCAGCUCCUGUCACCCAGGGAUCCGUACCACGGUGGGCUGGACUGUUCCUAUUGGCUUCCUGGUCAACACCUCACAGAUCAGUGUCGAUGAACAAUGCAACUUUCCUAAAGCGGUGGGGGACUUCUUUGGCUACAGCUGUGUACCAGGAGUAAAGGACAGAGAACACGACCCCAGAGGAAGCAACCCUAAGAACCUGUGUGAAGCCUGCAUAGGAGACGACAACGAGAGACAUAUAUGUGUUAACAAUCACCGAGAGAGACACUAUGGAGAGGCUGGGGCACUGAGGUGUGUGGCUGAGAAUUUGGGCGAUGUGGCAUUUGUCAAACACACCACCAUUUUUGACAACAUGGAUGGCAACAAUAUGGAAUCAUGGGCCAUGGACCUGGAACUGGAGGACCUGAAGCUGCUGUGCCCGGAUGGCAGCGAGGCCGGGCCGUUUGACCAUGAGACGUGUCACCUGGCUGUGGUACCAGCUAACGCUGUGGUGGUACGCCCAGAGGACAAGUGUAGAGUCUGGAAAUACCUGGAACGCUUACAGAAUGCGUUUGGGAACACCACCAUGUUCAGCUCAGUGGGCUACACCCAAUCAGAUCUCCUGUUUUCUGACUCCACCCACCACCUGCUCAGGGUUGUGGGUAGUUACACUUCCUGGUUGGGUCCCUCAUACACCACGGUCCUGCAGGCCUUCGAGUGUGAAAGUUUGUGCUGAUCCUUCUAGAAAGAAAUCAACCAGCAUCCUCUCCAUCUCUACCCUCACUAUCUCUCCACCUCUUUCUUUCCCUACCUCCAUAUCGUAUCCUCCCUCCCGCCAUACCCACCUCCCUUCCUUCCUCCAUCCUCCCCUCCCUCCCUAUAUCCUCCCUCCCUCCCUCCCUCCCUCCCUCCCUCCCUCCCUCCCUCCCUCCCUCCCUCCCUCCCGUGUGAUGAUAUGGUAGAUAUUCAGAGUGUUUCUUUGCUCCCACACAGUUCCAGUAGUCCCUUAUCCUCCUAUAAAAAAUAUCAAUGUCAUUAACUCACUGAAUCACAAUCUCUCUCUGUGUGUGUGUGUGUGUGUGUGUGUGUGUGUGUGUGUGUGUGUGUGUGUGUGUGUGUGUGUGUGUGUGUGUGCACCCAUGGUUCACUGCGUUCCCACGGUUGGUAUAGCAGACCACCAUGCUAGUCACUCUACACCUGACAGAGAGGGGAUUACAGCUAUAAAUCGCCACCAGACACUGAUCUAAGGUCAGGUUAAUGUUUUGGUGGUUAAUGUUCCAUUUUGGGAAGGUAAGCUGAUCCUAGAUCUGUGCUAAAAUAGGAACUUCUACCCAGAGCAGUAAUCCAUGACACUCUAUACACAGCAAUUCAAAACAAAUGCCGACUCACACUGCAUUAAACCAUGUAUUCAGAGCGUUUUGAUUGACCUUGAAGGUGCUGAAAUAUUGGUGAUAAUACGUGUGAUAAGAUGUUUGAAGCCACUGAAAUUAUGUUUGUACUGUAAAUCACUGCCACCAUUGAAUGAACAGGAAUCACCAUUUUUUUCUAUCAUUUCUUCUGGAGAAUGUUCUCUCUAUCAAAACAAUUCCUUAUGACCUCUAUAUUUUGUUAAUGUUGUACCUGUAGAGUAACUCACUCUACGGAGGUAUAUUGGUGCUGUGACACUACAGUAUUUUCUGUCUGUCUUCAGGAUUUAAAUUGUUCUAAAGAGACCUGUGUGUAAAUACUCUUCACCUGCUGGUAUUUGUAGUUCUGCAACCUCUUUAAAUAUAUUAAAGAAAUGAU
This is a messenger RNA of Oncorhynchus mykiss (rainbow trout), 2512 nucleotides long. RefSeq names its product otolith matrix protein (gene otomp). The record is from RefSeq and is a predicted model, not a curated record. Lineage: Eukaryota; Metazoa; Chordata; Actinopteri; Salmoniformes; Salmonidae. Gene Ontology annotation, cellular component: early endosome; recycling endosome; plasma membrane. Gene Ontology annotation, biological process: iron ion transport.